Molecule: messenger RNA, 501 nt
Organism: Penicillium alfredii
Lineage: Eukaryota; Fungi; Ascomycota; Eurotiomycetes; Eurotiales; Aspergillaceae
Exons: 2
Coding region: 1-501 (166 amino acids)
Source: RefSeq, a predicted model, not a curated record
AUGUAUAUCCUCAAGUGUUUAGCCCUUCUAGGAGGCGUCGCAGUCUAUGCAAGCCCAACGUCUUCAAAUCCUGACCCGGCCCCGUCUUCUUCCUCUCCCGUUGCCAAUAAUAGCCAUGCACCUUCCGUUUCUCCAGAUCAAGUUCAGAACCUCCGGGCCACGAUGAAACCUUCCGAUGAUAAGAAAGGGUGCUAUAUUGACUUCGAUAUGCCAGCCCUAAACUGCGUGGACAAGACGGAUCAAUUACUCGACUAUGGCUAUCCUUGGCCCCAUGCUUGCUGGGGCGAAUUCCACGAGGGAGUGGCCCCAGAAACAGAAUUCACCAGACGAACUGUCUGCGGCGAUGGCAUCGCAACCCUCCAAUGGAAAAGCGGGGAGCUUGUGUUCUCCAAUUCCAAGUCGGAAGUCGUGCGCUUCCAGUUUAACAACGAGGUCGACGCCAAAUAUGCUCGGUAUCGCGAGGGGGUGACGGGGGAGCCUACCCUCGGUCCCAAGGAAUAG